This is a messenger RNA of Procambarus clarkii (red swamp crayfish), 3458 nucleotides long. RefSeq names its product CYFIP-related Rac1 interactor B. Gene Ontology annotation, biological process: regulation of actin filament polymerization. The record is from RefSeq and is a predicted model, not a curated record. Gene Ontology annotation, molecular function: small GTPase binding. NCBI's taxonomy places the organism in Eukaryota, Metazoa, Arthropoda, Malacostraca, Decapoda, Cambaridae.
AGUUGAACUGUUGUAGUGGGUGUUGUUGUGGCGCAUUCCCCCCCCUCCCCCCCUGGCACCUGGGACCAGGAUAUUUAUCUUUGCUCGCUCUGACAUAUUCAAAGAUUUCUAACCUCUCUACCACCACUAGAUCUUGAUUAGGUGAUGUAGAAUGGGUAACCUUUUGAGGCUACUAGCGCGAGACGACGCGGGAAACAGCUGCUGCUCCCACCAGAAGUACGAUGUCUUCCUUGACUUCGAGAAUGCGUGUCCCAGCGAGGAGGAGCGGGAGCUGUACGAGGACGUGGGCGAGGUGUUGCGGGGGUCCCAGGCGGUGAUCCACGACCUGCAGCAGUACAAGGGAGCAGCCAAGGAGAUCAGAGAGGCCAUCAGUGACCCCGGAGAUGACUACCAGAGACGAGCGUGGGAGAUGGUCACGCCACUUGUUCAGAAACUUAAGCUAUUCUACCUCUUCUCCAGUGAUAUAGAAAUGAUCGUUCCACGCAUUCUAGCAGAGUUAUGUGGGCCGGAAAUAUCUCCAACACAGCAUUUAGAAACACAGCAAGCUCUUGUUAAACAAUUUGCUGAAAUACUUGAAUUUACACUGAAAUUUGAUGAACUUAAGAUGACAACCCCAGCCAUACAGAAUGACUUCAGUUACUACCGUCGUACCGUCAUGCGCCUCAAGAUUGAACACAACGGUGUGGAGGCUGUUGAAGACGAUGUAACAAUAGACCAUCAACUGGCAAACAAGAUGAGUCUUUUUUAUGCCAAUUCCACACCAAUGCUCAAAAUCCUCAGUGAAGCAACUUCUAAAUUUGUUACUGAGCACAAGGAGAUCCCUUUAGAAAAUACAACAGAAACCUUGGGUACUAUGGCUAAAGUCUGCCAAAGAAUGUUAGAAAAUCCAGACUUAAUAGCCAGGUUCCGGCGUGAGGAGACGCAGCUCUUCAUCUUGCGGGUCAUGGUUGCACUCAUUAUUCUUUAUGACCAUGUUCACCCGGUGGGUGCGUUUGUCAAGGCUUCCAACGUUGAUGUGAAAGGAUGUGUGAAAGUGUUGAAAGAUCAGCCUGCAUCAAGUUCAGAAAACCUUCUUAAUGCUCUCAGGUACACAACGAAGCACCUGAACGAUGACAACACUCCUAAGCAGAUUAAAAUGUUACUGUCAGUAUAACAGUUAAUUUUAUAUUGUAACUAGAAAUUAAAGCAAAAGUAUUAUAAACAUUUUCUAAUGUGAUGUUUUCUCUCAUUAUAAUUUUAGCCCCAGGAUUAUCUGAGCCAUUGCUGGCAACUUUGGUCAAUUUUUACAAAUUGUUUCUUUUUUUUUAUUGCUCAGAUCACACAUUUUCUUUUAAACUUCUGGACUAUUAUUGUACAUUUUUGGAACUACUGGUAUUGUUGUACAGUAUAUCAUUUGGACACAUUUAAUUUGCAACAGUGGCACAUGAGAUUAAUUAUCAUUAUUAUUGUUUUAAUUCAAAUUUCUCUUUAAUUAAAACUAAAUUUAGUAUAUUGUUGAGAGAUAUAUUUUUAACUUUCUGAUUAACAACAAAAGUUGUUAAUAACAAAAUAAUGAAACAGUGAUGAAUCUUAAUUGAUUAAUUUGUUUAUUUUUCAUAAAUGUACAGGCAUUUUACAAUAAAUCUAAAGCUUCAAGUACAUAAGAUGCAACUGUGUGGUUAAUAUUGGUCUGAUUUUGUUAUCCUAUGUAUCAAUUGCCACACAAAAAUAAAUAUAAAAUACAACAGAUCAAAUUUACUGUAGUAGCAGAAGUAUGUUGUGAAUGAGGAGCAAUAUCUUUGUGGCCAGUGAAAUGUUAAUAACUCGGUUGAUGUGAUUUGAUCCUCUGGUUUACUUUAGUAUAUAAUUUAUUAUUCACAUUUACUGAAUAGCAUCUAACUCAUAUAUGAAAAAGUUGAGGGCUUUUGAAAGUUUAUUUAAAUUAAUAGAUGUCAUUAUUCCCCAGUUUCCCACUUUCAUGGGGUGGGGAGAGUUAACAUUAGUUGUUUAUUUAGAUAUAUAAGAUGCAAAAUAUUUUGUUGGUUGUAAUUUGUCUUGUUACAUUUACAUGUUGAUAUAACAUAUGUUUGAGGUGCAAUAGAGGGUCAGCUCAUAUCUGCUAGUUCCGCUGUUGGGUUAUCAUCUGCUCAGUUGUUAGUUUAAGAUUAUAAAUUAGAUACCUAAGGUAGUCGUGUAUAUAAUAAAGCACACUUAUGUUUAUACACUUCGUGAAGAUAAAGUUCUUGUACAUCAUUACCUCUACAAGAUUAAUGGUAAAGAUAUUCCACUUAAAGAGGAAUUAAUAUUGUAUAUGGUUCCCAUUUUAGUUGGGACAUGCCUUGUGUCAUGUGCAUGUACAAUUCAAACUAACAAUGGUAGAGAUGUUCGUUGGUGGCACGCUGUGCCAGUUUCUUAGUGAUCUGCAACAUUGUGUGUGACUUUUCCAUAUUUUUAAUUUUAUACCAGCUUACCAAUCAAAGGCCAAUAGACCACCUCAGAUGCCAAACAGACAUCACAAAUUGCCCACUGAAGUACAAAUACUGUCAACAUAGUCAGAAAAUUAUAUAGUAGUAGGGGAAAUUAGGAAAUGAUGUGGGAAAAUCAGUGGAUAGGUUAAUUAUCUGUUCUGCCACAAAGAAAAUAAUUAUGUUAUUCUGGUAAUUGAUUGUAGUUUUUUGGCUCAUGUUAGAGAGUAAACCUAAAGUUUUGGUAUUUUCUAUAAUAUUUAAUAUGUUUUCUAAACAUAGUUUCUAAUUUAUUAAUACAAAUAUUUUUAUGCCACUAUUUUGUAGGUGGCCACAUAGUCUUUUAAAGAUGAGGUCCAGGUCAUGUGACCCCAGAGGGAAGGUCCAGGUCAUGUGACCCCAGAGGGUAGGUCCUAGUCAUGUGACCCCAGAGGGUAGGUCCUGGUCACGUGAUCCCAGAGGGUAGGUCCUGGUCACGUGACCCCAGAGGGUAGGUCCUGGUCACGUGACCCCAGAGGGUAGGUCCUGGUCACGUGACCCCAGAGGGUAGGUCCUGGUCACGUGACCCCAGAGGGUAGGUCCUGGUCACGUGACCCCAGAGGGUAGGUCCUGGUCAUGUGACCCCAGAGGGUAGGUCCUGGUCACGUGACCCCAGAGGGUAGGUCCUGGUCACGUGACCCCAAAGGGUAAGGCCUGGUCACGUGACCCCAGAGGGUAGGUCCUGGUCAUGUGAACUAAAGGGAGGCAUGGGAAACACAAGUGCAUUUGCAUGCUAAUCACGAAGACUUGAUUGGUGAUACAUCAGCAAAUAUAGAAAAUAUGAAACUCAGAUCUUUAUUACCAAAAAAAAUUAUUAUUGCCAAAAUAUUAAAAUAAUACUUAUCAUAGAUUGGGUAAAUAUGAUGUAGUGUAUGUCCUACCAUCUACUUAUCCUAUGAGAAGUUAAAAAAUGAACUGCAAAAAAAUGUAUGUACAUUCUGUCUUGUAAUGUAAAGAAUAUUACUUUAAGUAUUC